Salvelinus fontinalis (brook trout) is the source of this 1096-nucleotide messenger RNA. RefSeq names its product retinal cone rhodopsin-sensitive cGMP 3',5'-cyclic phosphodiesterase subunit gamma-like. The transcript has 4 exons. The coding region runs from base 1 to 321 and encodes 106 amino acids. Gene Ontology annotation, cellular component: photoreceptor outer segment membrane. Lineage: Eukaryota; Metazoa; Chordata; Actinopteri; Salmoniformes; Salmonidae. Gene Ontology annotation, biological process: positive regulation of epidermal growth factor receptor signaling pathway; visual perception; positive regulation of G protein-coupled receptor signaling pathway. Gene Ontology annotation, molecular function: 3',5'-cyclic-nucleotide phosphodiesterase activity; cGMP binding. The record is from RefSeq and is a predicted model, not a curated record.
AUGCCAGACCUCAAGGUCAACGUCAUUGCACGUCAGAGCUCUGUGACCUCAGCAGAAAUGAACACAGCUCCCCCUGCAGGAAGUGCCUUGGCAACGCCCGCUGGAACAGCUGGCCCCACCACCCCCAAGAAGGGACCCCCCAAGUUCAAGCAGAGGCAAACCCGUACAUUCAAGAGCAAGGCCCCCAAGCCUGGCCAGAAAGGAUUUGGUGAUGACAUCCCCGGCAUGGAGGGUCUUGGCACAGACAUAGCAGUGGUCUGCCCAUGGGAGGCCUACGGCGACAUGGAGCUCAGUGAUCUGGCCAAAUAUGGAAUCAUCUAAGACUACUGCCUCCUGCCUUCCCUUAACCUCUCCGCUCUUGACCCUUCCCUCUGUGUUAGUCUGGCGCGCCACCAUAAGGCGACUGGCCAUUCCCCUAAAGUCGUCUCGUCACUCCACGCUGUUCUUAAGUCUGUUGUGGUCAGGCACUGUGGCCUGAAAGACCACAUACGGUGGGCAGACGGAACACUGAACUGUUUAUUUGUAUUAUUAUCAUAUAAUAGUAUUAUACUGUAUUUUAUACAGGACAUAAGAGAUACUUGAUGUGAUACGACAAGACCACCCCCACCCCUCUCUACAAUAGCCCACCUCGGCUCCCCAUUCCCUCUUUCCUUUUGUAAUCACUCAGAUCCCUUUAGUCCCGCAAUUCCUCUGGGAACCAUCAACCACAGAAAUGGACGCAAGCAAAGACUAGCUAUGACUAGCUUGUACUUGCUUAUAGUCUACUACAGAACUGUAAAUAUGUCUCUGUUUCCAAUGCAACCUCUACCUUCGUUACCCUCCCUUUUUACCCCAAUCUCUCUUUUUUUGCAUUGUGUUUUUUACUUGUUGUUGAUAAGGCGUGCUACUGUGAACACACAGGAAGCGAAAGGGAUGAGACCAGGGAGGAGGUUGUGUGAUGCUUUGUCAUAGAUCAUUAUGGUGAAGGCAUUCCCUGUUAUCCCUGUGGUGCCACACUGCCCCCUUCUUAGUGUACGGUACGCCACCAAACAAAAUAUAAAUACAUCGAUGUGUUACGCACACAAACACAUUUAUAUGACGGAAUGUGUAUGUGUGA